AGUAGGUGAUGGUGUCAGCAAAUCAGCGGCAGGUAGGCGGGGCCAGGUAGGAGCCGGUAGAAGGUUGUGUAUUAUCACCUUGUGUAUUAUCAUUCUCCAGAGUGAGCGCUGAAGCAGGCUGCGGGGCAGUGAGACGCCGGCCCAUAGUGCACAUAGGAGCCGCUCUGUACGCAGGCAGCAGCCUUGUGUCUUUUACAGAUCUGUCUCCUGCCUGGGGCGCACCUCUGGGAAUGGAGCUGCGGGAUGCCAGUUUACGCCGCCUGGCCGUGAAGAGGCAUCUACAUAAGCAUAACCUGAAGCACCGCUAUGAGUUCCUGGAGAGCCUGGGGAAAGGGACGUAUGGCACGGUGAAAAGAGCCCGGGACAAACAAGGCAAAGAGGUGGCUAUUAAGUCGAUCCGGAAGGACCGUAUAAAAGAUGAACAGGAUAUGCUCCACAUCCGGAGAGAGACAGAGAUAAUGAGUUCCAUCUGCCACCCUCAUAUCAUCUCAAUAUAUGAAGUGUUUGAGAACAGCAGCAAGAUAGUAAUUGUGAUGGAGUAUGCAAGCCAAGGGGAUUUGUAUGAUUACAUCAGUGAGAGACAACGGCUCAGUGAACAAGAGGCGAGGCGAUUCUUCAGGCAGAUUGUUUCUGCUAUGCAGCACUGCCAUGAGAACGGGAUUGUACAUCGAGAUCUGAAGCUGGAAAACAUUCUCCUGGAUGAAAACAAAAAUGUGAAGAUUGCAGAUUUUGGACUAUCCAACAUCUAUCACUCAGACAGUUACCUGCAGACCUACUGCGGUAGCCCUCUAUAUGCUUCUCCGGAAAUAGUAAAUGGCCGGCCAUAUACGGGACCUGAGGUGGAUAGCUGGUCUUUAGGCGUUCUUCUUUACAUCCUGGUUCACGGCUGCAUGCCCUUUGAUGGGCAGGAUUACAAGAAGCUAGUAACUCAAAUCAGCUGUGGAGCCUACAAGGAACCAAGCCAACCAUCUGAUGCAUGUGGCCUAAUUCGCUGGCUUCUCAUGGUAAAUCCAGAGCGCAGAGCCACACUAUCUGAUGUUGCCUCUCAUUGGUGGGUGAAUUGGGGAUACCGACAGCCAUUAAGUGAACCGGAAUCUACAAAGGACUCUGACUCCCCGUUUUCUAUUGGUGGAUGGCUUCGAAGAUCCUCUCGCCCUUUGUGGGAUAAUAACUCUAAGAUGCGCUCUUUCUUACGCCAACAUCUUCCAGGUGCCACUAUCACUCGCCAGCGCUCACUCAAGCGUUCCAAGAGGGAAAAUAUGAGUCAGGUAUUAGCAUCUCAGGAUUCCCAGGAAAAGGCCGCAAUUGUGCCACCUGCUCCUAAGAAAGGUAUUUUAAAGAAACCCCAGCAACGAGAAUCUGGCUACUACUCUUCUCCUGAGCACAGUGAGGGAACAACAGUGGGGGAAGAUGAUAUACCUCAAUCUCUUAUUCCAGUUGUGCCAAAAAAUCCUCAGUAUUGCAAUCACGGUUCAGAUGGACAGCAAGAGCCAGUUCCAAAUGUAGUUAGGAAAGGAAUUCUCAAGCGCAAUGGCAAGUUCUCUUCUGCUGGGGCAGCUCCUGAAUUAUCUUUCAAUGCUGUAGACUGUUCUUUGGGGCAUGAAAUGUUACCUGUUUGCUCACUGACUCGUGACAAAGUGCCAUCAUCGGUAAGCCAAGAGAGCAUUCUCUCUACCGAAUCCUUUGAAUUGUUGGACUUUCCUACUAGAUACAGAGAGCGCCCCAGAGGCAGAACUCGUCAUAUGAGGGCGAGUAUCUCUGCAGAAGAUCUUCUAAAAGUGAAUACAGAGGAGGAGAAUGAACAGGACUGUCCUAGACUUUGGAAUAUGAGAUGUUAUCGAGCACGGGUUGCAGAGAGCUGUAUGUCUUUGGGUGUAGCAGAGGAGGAGGCAAUGCAAGUUUAUAGGUCUGCUGUGCUCAUUGGACGGGAACUAAGCUGAGCUACUUAUUUUAUUCGCCCAUAAAGAGACUCUUAUAGACAGCAGAGACCAAAAUACUAGAACACAGAGGCAUUACAUAAAUCACUUAUGCAUUACAGGAUGUUCUAAGAAUAUCUGUGUACAGUGAGAUUUAUGUUACAGCAAAAUCAGAGUCUGCAGAGGGCAAGCAUCAAACUUACAAGUUUGACAAAAUUAUACUGGGGAAUAAACUUUUGGCCUAAGAAAAAAUUGUGUUAGCUAGACCUGAUAAUUGCAAGUUUCUGCCUUAUGAUCACAAUUCCCACAAAAUAUAAAUUUGUGUGCUUAUUGUAAGUAUGUUUGAUAUAUCCAGACCACUGUCUGAGGUACAAAACAACGUGUGUUGAAAAAUGUUAUAAAUCCAUAAUGGAUAAUUGUGACUUGAAUUUACUUUACUACCUUCUUGGGUUAAAAUUACUUUUUGUUUUUGGCGUGAAAUUUUAGUUUAAAACGUAUGCAUUUCCCUGCAAAGUUAGAAUAAAGGUCACAGGUCACGUAGGCAUGCAUGGAAAUCCUCUGUUCUACGUCCAUUCAAUGAAAAGAAAAUAAACUAGUGAAGAAUUAUUCAGGGAUUUAAAAACUGCAUAUGAAAUAAAACUGGAUGGCACAAAAUAUUAAUAGAUUUAAUAAUAGAAUUAGUGUAAUUAAUUUCUGCUGGAGGCGUUUAGUUGAAGCCAAUCUUUUUUUUCAGCAUUGAUUAAUUAUAUUUGCACAUUGUUUGGCAUUGGUUUGCAGUCCAGUGGAAAAAAUUAUUAUUACUUUUUUAAUUUGUAGCAUGAAUGUGUGUCCAUUUACUCACACCCACAUGAUUUUGAGACUUGACAUGCAUUUUUUUUAUUAAAGGGAUAGAGGAACAUACUUUUAAAUUAAUUAUGGCUGAAACUAGAUACAUAUGUGGAGCAAAACAACCACGCUGCCCCUAAAUAGUUUUCAUUUAAUAUGAACUUAUUUUUGUAUUUUUUUAUUUUUUUUCUUGAUCUUUGUGUAGUAAUGUGUUUGAUUUUUAAUGAUGCCAAGCUUUAGCACUACACAAGUCAUUGGCACUGUUUAAAAAAAAAAAUAGAAUAAAAAAUACUCAAAGCCUUAACACUACACAGUAUAACCAAGAAAUGAUAAUGUAAUGGUUCAUAAUUUUUUUUUUUUUUUUUUAUUUUAAUAUAAUUGAACCUUUUUGCUGCAAGACAAGCUCUCUCUUGGUCUCCUUCAGCAGUGGAAGAACAAAGGCAAAAACACUACUUUUGCUUGUUUUGGUAUUGUGUAAAUAUUUGUGAGUGUGACUUUCCAAGCAAGUGGUAUGUGGUGUGUUUUGCUGCCAGUGAGGAAUUAAGGGCAUUUUCUAUAAAAAGGGUGUGAUGGAGGGAGGGUUGGCCGAUAAAUAAUUGUCUUGUAUGUUUUUGUUUUUUUUCUAUUUUGGUCCAGAUAUUUUCAGGAAAUUAAACCAAAUUAUGAAAAUGUA
Pseudophryne corroboree (corroboree frog) is the source of this 3414-nucleotide messenger RNA. RefSeq names its product NUAK family kinase 2 (gene NUAK2). The record is from RefSeq and is a predicted model, not a curated record. Lineage: Eukaryota; Metazoa; Chordata; Amphibia; Anura; Myobatrachidae. Bases 231 to 1940 code for a protein of 569 amino acids. Gene Ontology annotation, molecular function: ATP binding; protein serine/threonine kinase activity. Gene Ontology annotation, cellular component: cytoplasm. The transcript has 7 exons. Gene Ontology annotation, biological process: intracellular signal transduction; protein phosphorylation.